UCAGAUUCACUUCUGCACAAACUGGAACAAAGACCAGUUCAUGUGUUUGUUUUCAAGGUAAUUUUAGCUCUAAGAGGCUUCACAUGAGACAGGUUCCCAUGUUUGAUAGCCAUACUGCUGAUAUAAAGUCUGACGGCUGUGAUCCAGGCUGUCAGUUGUAUAAAUGUAUGAAAUGUAAAAUAUCAUCUUUAAAAAAAGCUUUCAGACAUUUCCAGACUCACAUUCAUGUCUAGAACAUUCCCAGUAGCUAGAAAGUGUCUGACUGUAGAUUUCAUAGAGGAGGAAUUCCUGGUACUCUUCCUUUGUGUUUUUAAGCUUUUUAACCAUUUAUUUGGUUUACUGUAUUAUUUAUUUGAUUCCUCUGACCACAGAACAGUUUUCCAUGUUAACUCAGUCCAUCAUAAAUGAGCUUUGGCCCAGAGAAGACGGGGGUGUUUCUGGAUUCUGUUCACAUAUGACCUCUUUUUGCAUAAUAGAGCCUGUUUUUAAUGUCGUGGCCCCUGAGGGCCCCUGAAGGCUCCUGAGGGCCCCUUCAGCCUCCAGAUUCUCUGAAUCUUUUGACGAUUUUAUGGACUAUAGAUGGAGGGAGAUUCAAAGUCUUCACUUUUUUGAGUUGAGGAACAUUUCUCUGAAAUUGAUCUACAACCUUUAGAUGCAGUUUAUCACAGAUUGGUGAACCUCUGCCCAUCUUUACUUCUGAGAGACUCUGCCUCUCCAAAAUGCUCCUUUUAUACCCAGUCAUGUUACUGAUCUGUUGCCAAUCAACCUCAUUAGUUAAAAAAUGCUCCUCUAGCUGAUUUUCACAAGUACCACUUACUUUUCCAGCCUUUUUUUGCCCUGUCCCUGCUGUUAUGAGUGUAAUUUUCACAACCCCUAUAAAUGGAGCUGCGGUCACUGCAUCCAAAUGUGAAACACAACCAUGAGCUGAGUAGUAAACCAGAGGCGAAUAAGUGGCAGCUGUGUGUACCUGGUGUGACAUCUGGACCUCGACCACGGCGUCCUUCCUCGGUUACCCCCACAGUCUUUGGCUCCCAUGAGCUGCCAGCCCCGUCUGGUUGGUUUCGUCCAGGUUUUGUUGUGUUGUGGUGGAGAGAUGGUGGUGCAGGUCUAAAACUGCGCAGGCUAAACUCAUGCAACUAAGCAAACACAGUGCAGGCUGAACCACACAACUUCACGUUUGUCCAUCAGAUGUAAGAGUGAAGGAGUUCUUUACGGUGUCUCUAUCACGGCUCUGCAGCUGCUGCGAAUCCCUGCUGCUCUCUGUACAGGUGUCCCCAAUUUCACAAUCAACCGGUUUUCAAUCACACAGACCGGAAGUGACAUCUCCCAACACCUACCUGUGUCGCUGGGAUUUGUAGUCUUUAUUUCCCAGGCUUUACCUGACAACAUAUUUACACACAGCUGCUGCAUCUCUGUUUAACACCAGCUCAUAGUUUCAGGGGAAAAGAAAGUGAUAAAGAGAAAAGACCCCAAUCCUAUCCGUAACACUACUUCUUUGAGGUUCCAUCAAAUUCAAUAUGACCUCAAAUUUUUCAGGAAAUGGUUAAAAAUCUUGGUUUCAAUAUCUGAUACGUUGUUCAUGUUCUAUUGUGAAUUAAAUAUGGGUUUAUGAGAUUUCACAUUCAUUGACUUCUGUUUUUGUUUACACUUUAAACAGCGACCCAACUUUUUUGGAAUUGGGGAUUUAACUCAGACUGGAAAUUCAACAAACACACAUGAUACCAUUUAAGUUUCUGCAUUGUUUCACUGCAGCUUCACACAGAAUGACUGACUAACAGCACAUGUCUAAAUAUAAUAAAAACAUUCAACAGUAAAAUCUGAUUCUGGCUGAUUUUAAAUGAUUUUGAUCCUCAGAUCUGUAGAGUCAUGAAGCUGAUGUUCUUCCGUUUGUGUGGUUCCUGACAUUUUUGCUGAUUGAAGAGGAAACGUCAGCUCUGAUCGACCACAGGUUAAAACAGACUCACAGUGAUGAGUGAGAGUUUAGUGGGUGGGAGUUUGGUUAGAGGAACAGACGCUAACGCUCAGACAGUCCAGUUCCUGUUCUUCUUUCUCCCAUACAGUCUGCCGUCUCUGUCUGUGAAGAUGAAGCUGAUUCUCUGCUGCUGCAUCUUCACCCUCGUAUUAGGAUUUAACAUCUCUGCAGGAAUCAUCCAUGAAAUUAUUAAUGAGAAGAACCCAGUCACUCUGCGCUGUCCUGGCUCUGUGAGGAGGAAGGUGAAGUGGAGCAGAGAGAGCAAUGGAACCAGAACAGACAUUAUUACAAUUUAUAAUGAUGUGGAGACAAAACACAUUUCUGACCCGUAUAAAUAUUAUCGUACAUUAGCUGAUAAAUCUCUACGGAUUCAGAAGGUUAAGGUCUCACACUCUGGAAGAUACUUCUGUAACAAUGAAGCAGUCGUGGAUCUGACCGUGAUUCCAUCAGGAAUAAACAUACUCAACACAAAGAGGACCAGUGUCAAUCUGACAUGCCCUCCUGAUGUUGGAGGUUCAGAUGAUCCUAAAUGGAGCACAGAUGCUGGAGAAAUACCAACACAAAAUCGGAUUUGGACUUUAGACAAGUCAUUGGUUAUAUCAGAGCUGCAGCUUUCUGACUCAGGACUUUACUACUGUGAUGGAAAACCAGCCGUGUACCUGAACGUGAUCAGAGAGGAUCAGUCUGACAGAGAUAAUCAGGCUAAAACCACAACACCAACAACGACGAGACGAACAGAAGCAAGACCGACUACUGCAACAGCUCUGUUAACAACACCGACGAGGGAUUCGACUACAACAAAGCAACAAAAACCCAAGAAGAAGUCGGGAAAAGAAAAGAAAAGAAAGAAGACCACACCAACAACUUCAACAACAACAUCAACGCCUACAGACCCGGCAACGACAGGAAAGAAGACCACACCAACAACUUCAACAACAACAUCAACGCCUACAGACCCGGCAACGACAGCGGCUCCCCCACAGUUGGUGUAUGGAAUAGCCGCCGGCUCUCUCCUCCUCAUCAUCAUCAUCACCAUGGUAACAAUCGUCGCCUGUUUGAAAAGACGCAGAUCCAAAAAACGAGUAAAAGAAGAAGAAGCAGCUCCGGUCUAUGAUGAAAUUCAGGACGGAUUAGUAUUUCAGCCAAAACAUGACUGUUCGGCCCAAAACGAUCCCAUGUAUUCCACCAUCACUGAUCUUCCUCUGAUGGAAAAGACGAACGACACAGGCCUUCAGGAUGAGUCCCCUUACUCCUUCAUUGAAGACAUUCCCAUUAGAGGAAACAACAACGGUUUUCUGCAGACCUCUGAGAGCCAUUAUUUUUUACUGCAGCAGCCAAAAACCUCAGAGAACAACAACGAGCUCACCUCUGCUGUUUAAAUUCUGCUGAUGCUGAGAUCAGAUUCACUUCUGCACAAACUGGAACAAAGACCAGUUCAUGUGUUUGUUUUCAAGGUGAUUUUAGCUCUAAGAGGCUUCACAUGAGACAGGUUCCCAUGUUUGAUAGCCAUACUGCUGAUAUAAAGUCUGACGGCUGUGAUCCAGGCUGUCAGUUGUAUAAAUGUAUGAAAUGUGAAAUAUCAUCUUUAAAAAAAGCUUUCAGACAUUUCCAGACUCUCAUUCAUGUCUAGAACAUUCCCAGUAGCUAGAAAGUGUCUGACUGUAGAUUUCAUAGAGGAGGAAUUCCUGGUACUCUCCUUUGUGUUUUUAAGCUUUUUAACCAUUUAUUUGGUUUACUGUAUUAUUUAUUUGAUUCCUCUGACCACAGAACAGUUUUCCAUGUUACCUCAGUCCAUCAUAAAUGAGCUUUGGCCCAGAGAAGACGGGGGUGUUUCUGGAUUCUGUUCACAUAUGACCUCUUUUUGCAUAAUAGAGCCUGUUUUUAAUGCUGUGGCCCCUGAGGGCCCCUUUUUGAGUUGAGGAACAUUUUUCUGAAAUUGAUCUACACCCUUUAGAAGCAGUUUAUCACAGAUUGGUGAACCUCUGCCCAUCUUUACUUCUGAGAGACUCUGCCUCUCCAAAAUGCUCCUUUUAAACCCAGUCAUGUUACUGAUCUGUUGCCAAUCAACCUCAUUAGUUAAAAAAUGCUCCUCCAGCUGAUUUUCACAAGUACCACUUACUUUUCCAGCCUUUUUUUGCCCUGUCCCUGCUGUUAUGAAUGUAAUUUAGACAACCCCUAUUAAUGGAGUUGCGGUCACUGCAUCCAAAUGUGAAACACAACCAUGAGCUGAGUAGUAAACCAGAGGCGAAUAAGUGGCAGCUGUGUAUACCUGGUGUGACGUCUUGACCUCGACCACGGCGUCCUUCCUCGGUUACCCCCACAGUCUUUGGCUCCCAUGAGCUGCCAGCCCCGUCUGGUUGGUUUCGUCCAGGUUUUGUUGUGUUGUGGUGGAGAGAUGGAGCAGGUUUAAAACUGCGCAGGCUAAACUCAUGUAACUAAGCGACCACAGUGCAGGCUGAACCACACAACUUCACGUUUGUCCAUCAGAUAUAAGAGUGAAGGAGUUCUUUACAGCGUCUCUAUCAUGGCUCUGCAGCUGCUGCGAAUCCCUGUUGCUCUCUGUACAGGUGUCCCCAGUUUCACAAUCAACCGGUUUUCAAUCACACAGACCGGAAGUGACGUCUCCCAACACCGACCUGUGUCGCUGGGAUUUGUAGUCUUUAUUUCCCAGGCUUUACCUGACAACAUAUUUACACACAGCUGCUGCAUCUCUGUUUAACACCAGCACAUAGUUUCAGGGGAAAAGAAAGUGAUAAAGAGAAAAGACCCCAAUCCUAUCUGUAACACUACUUUUUUUGCUCAUAUUUUUCAGGAAAUGGUUAAAAAUCUUGGUUUCAAUAUCUGAUACGUUGUUUAUGUUCUAUUGUGAAUAAAAUAUGGGAUUGUGAGAUUUCACAAUCAUUGACUUCUGUUUUUGUUUACACUUUAAACAGCGACCCAACUUUUUUGGAAUUGGGGUUUUAACUCAGACUGAAUAUUCAACAAACACACAUGAUACCAUUUAAGUUUCUGCACUGUUUCACUGCAGCUUCACACAGAAUGACUGACUAACAGUGCAUGUCUAAAUAUAAU
Cheilinus undulatus (humphead wrasse) is the source of this 5044-nucleotide messenger RNA. RefSeq lists its product as uncharacterized. The record is from RefSeq and is a predicted model, not a curated record. NCBI's taxonomy places the organism in Eukaryota, Metazoa, Chordata, Actinopteri, Labriformes, Labridae. The transcript has 11 exons. Bases 1969 to 3351 code for a protein of 460 amino acids.